GUCAUGUGCACUCACUCCACACUGAGGUGUUAUCCCUCCAUAAACCGCAGCUGCGUUUCUGCUGAAUGGGACAUUAAACAGUGAUCUGCUGCUUUAUAAAUGCUGUUUGCACGAACUCGUUUUGAAACAGACAGGUGCAUUUGAAAGUUAGACAAGGAGCGCUUAGGGAACAGUCUAAAUUAAGGCUUCAAUUACGCUACAGGACCCUGGAGAAAUGUGUCGUAGACAGAAGGAAUUAACGAGGCGAAACGAUUAAAACAUUGAGGUCUUGUCUCAUGACAGUACGUCCUUUUACAAGCACUGCGUUACAAGACGUUAAGUUGUGGAUCCAGUGAGGAGGCGCGAAUCGAGACGGACGGAGACUUUGAGUGCAAUGGCAUCUCAGGUUUACAGAUACUGUACGGGAAGGAAAGCGGGCUUUUGGAAGUGUGAUGCCUAAAUGCGCCACGCAUCCUGAGCAUGAAAAUUGAGCCCAACAUCCCAACGUGAAAAUAUUUGGUUAUGAGAACUGGCACUACCAAAGACCCUUGGCAUGGGCCGGUUACCGGUUUCAAGAUAUACCGAGGUUUUAAACAGUCAAGGUUUUAAAACCACUAAAAUGUUCUGUGAUAUCGUCUCCAAGGAAGGAGGUAAGAUGUUCCUGUGUGGCCAUUGGGGUGCAUGGACAAUCCUGCUUUUAUGGUGCUUAAGUCUUUCAUCUGCUGACCUCACCUGCCCACAGAAAUGCAGCUGUUACCCUGACACAUCAGAGGUCAAUUGCUCCUCAAAACACCUGACAGGUGUGCCUGAGGGCCUGCCUAAUAAUGCCAAACGUCUAGACCUUUCUGGAAAUCAAAUGAAGACAAUAGGCAGACGGCAGUUCUCUGGCUUGUCAAACCUGGUGGACCUGGACCUGAGUGAGAACAUGAUCUCAAUGAUCGAGGUAGACGCAUUUCAGGGACUAAAGAACCUACAAUACUUGAGGAUUAAAAACAACCGUCUCAAGAUCAUACCUGUUGGGGUCUUCUCUGGCCUAGCCAACCUUCGCCGUCUGGAUCUCAGCGAAAAUGAAAUUCUAGUUUUUUUGGAUUACACAUUCAAGGACACGAUUAACUUACAACAGCUUGAUGCUGGAGAGAACGACCUGGUGUUCAUCUCGCAACGGGCGUUUGUCGGGCUGCAGGCGCUAAAGGAGUUCAACGUGGACCGUAGCAAUCUAACCUCUAUCCCCACGGAGGCCCUGUCGCAGCUGCAGAGCCUGACCAAGCUGCGUCUGCGCAAACUGACCAUCAGCGUGCUCCCCAAUAAUGCCUUUCGUGGGCUCAACAAGUUACGCACUCUGCAGAUCCUCCAAUGGCCUUCUCUCGAGACGCUAAAUAGUAACAGCCUGGUGGGUCUUAACCUUACCACUUUAGUUUUAACCAACUGUAAUAUUAGCGAUGUUCCCUAUACUUCACUACGUCAUUUGGUCUAUUUGCAAUACCUGGACCUGUCCUACAACCCCAUCACUUCCAUCCAGGGCAACCUGCUGGGGGAGCUUCUCCGACUGCAAGAGUUGCACCUGGUGGGUGGGAACCUGCUAAGUAUCGAACCGGGAGCCUUCAAGGGUCUGGUCCACUUUCGCCUCCUCAAUGUGUCGACUAACCGUCUGUCUACACUGGAGGAAAGUGUCUUCCACUCGGUUGGCAACUUGCAAACACUGCGGCUUGACAAAAAUCCCUUGGCGUGUGACUGCAGACUGCUUUGGGUGGUGCGCCGUCGCCGGCGGCUAGAUUUUGAUGGCCGCCAACCUACCUGUUCCUCCCCGAAUCAGGUGCGCAGGAAGGCAUUUCGAGACUUUUCAGAAGCAGAGCUCCCGGUUAUAUUUGUGUGCAGACAGGCACAGAUUCUGAACCGACAGCUGCAAGACACAAACGUUGUGGAGGGCACGAGCGUACGAUUUGACUGCAAAGCAGAUGGCUAUCCAUCACCUUCCAUUACGUGGCUGUCAGCACAACAGACUGCGCUUAGCUCUGUCGGGAGAGUACGAGUGCUCAAUAAUGGGAGUCUGGAGGUGCGUUACACCCAAGUGCAAGACAGUGGAACUUAUCUGUGUACUGCAGCUAAUGCAGCCGGUAAUGAUAGCAUCGCAGUGAGCCUUCAAGUUGAAGGUCUCCCGCAGAACCACACGGCAUCGUAUUUCUCAGAUGAGGGAUGGAUGGAAACUUCAUUGCCGACCUCAACCAACUCCUCCGCACAAGUGUCGAGCCCUUAUCCCUUUGACGCUAAAACCCUUAUCAUCGCGACCACCAUGGGAUUUCUUUCCUUUCUCAGCUCUGUGGCAAUCUGUUUCGUGUUUAUGUUCUUCUGGAGUCAGAGCAGGGGUCAGAUCAAACACACUGCUACUAUAGACUUUGUGCCACGAUCGUCCGUGGGUGGAGGUGGGAUUGGUGGGGACACGGGAAGAUUCACAAUGAAGCUUAUUUGAGCUACAAACAAUUAAAGAAUCAAUACUGAAGGCUCGAACACUGCAAGUUACUCAAAGCGGAGAAACUGCUCCUUUACUAUAUUAUUCGCAGCUUACGAGCAAAGUGCAAUGCCUUAUAAUGUAUUCUACAAGCCUGAUCGACUUUUACAAGUAAUUUUCUUUACAAUAAUCCCAUUUAACCUAGUUAAAUAGCCACUAGAACAAAACAAGUAUGUAUUCAGUAAUGUCACAGCCCACAGUCUGAUACACAACAGAAGGGCUACAAUAAAAAUAUUAACAAAUAAACUAAUUUUUAUUGCUUUUAAGUAUGCAAGCUUGGUUACACUGAUCCAUAUGAAUAUUUUACAUCUUACUAGUCACUUUCAAGACAGCAUUAAU
Paramisgurnus dabryanus is the source of this 2824-nucleotide messenger RNA. NCBI's taxonomy places the organism in Eukaryota, Metazoa, Chordata, Actinopteri, Cypriniformes, Cobitidae. The record is from RefSeq and is a predicted model, not a curated record.